CUGAUAGCAGUUAAUUCAGAACUAUGUGUAUGACUGGUAGAUAUUUCAGGAAUGAUUGACAAAUGUGAAAUUUGUACCAUGGCCCAACCAACUUGGAACAGCGUUAUGGCUAACAUAUAGUACACGAAUACUGCCAUACUGAAUGUCACUGGAUCCAAUGAGAAUAUCAGACAGAAUCCUAUUGAUACAGCUAUGGUGCCUAAAAUUGCAAGGGACUCGCAUAUUACUACCCAAUAUGAGUACGCCUGCAGAAGCAGUCCAAACAGCCCGAAAGGCUUUCGCAAGUGGUGUGACGAGAAGUUAUGAUUUCCGAAUGAAACAAAUCAAGGCAUUGCUGCGCAUGGUCGAAGAAAAUGAAGCAAAACUGGUCGAUGCAAUCGUCAAAGAUGUCAGAAAACCGAAAUUCGAAGCUGUCGGAUAUGAAAUCGAGAGUGUCAAGAAGGCACUGAAAAAUAUCAUUAGCAAUUUAGAGAAUUGGAUGAAGCCACAGGAACCUGGAAAACCCAAAGCUUUCAUAAAUGACGAGGUGAUUAUCCAACCAGAGCCUUAUGGUGUUGUGCUGAUAAUAGGAGCCUGGAAUUACCCCAUCCUCCUAACUCUAGACCCCUUCACAGGUGCCAUAGCGGCCGGUAAUACGGUUAUCCUGAAACCGUCAGAGAUCGCCCCGCAUUCCGCCAAAAUUCUGGCAGACUUGAUCCCCAAGUAUUUGGCGCCGGACUGUUACCAAGUAGUCAACGGAGGAAUACCAGAAACCACGAAGCUUCUGGCAGAGAGAUUCGACUAUAUUUUCUACACGGGGAGCAGCAGCGUCGGAAAAAUCGUCCACCAAGCCGCUAGCAAAUUUCUUACCCCCGUCACGCUGGAAUUGGGGGGUAAAAGUCCUGUUUACGUGGACGAAACGGCUGAUCUGGAUUUAACGGCAGCUAGGAUUUUAUUCGGGCGAUUGGCUAAUGCUGGGCAGAGUUGCAUAGCGCCAGAUUAUGUUCUGUGCAGACGAGAAAUCCAAAGCAAGCUGGUCGCGGCAUGUAAAAAAGUUAUCGAUAAGUGGUACGGAGGGAAUGUCAAGACCAAUCCGGAUUAUGGCAGGAUCGUCAAUGAGAAUCAUUUUCGUAGGGUCGUCAAACUUUUAGAAGGCGCUAAAAUAGCCAUAGGCGGUGCUCACGAUGUCAGCGACUUGUACAUCGAACCGACAAUACUAGAGGACGUUCAGCCCACCCACCCCGUGAUGCAAGAAGAAAUCUUCGGCCCCAUUCUCCCCCUAAUUACGAUCAAAGACGCUAGGGAGGCGGUUGACUUCAUCAACGAGCGAGAGAAGCCUCUGGCUCUGUACGUUUUCAGCACAGAUAAGCAGGUCCAAGAUCUCUUCCUGAAGAACACUUCCAGUGGCAACAUGGUGGUCAAUGAUUCUUUCAUUCAUAUCUCUUGCGACACGUUUAUGUUCGGAGGGGUUGGCAACAGUGGCAUGGGGGGCUAUCACGGGAAGUACAGCUUCGAUACCUUUUCACAUAUGAAGGGGACGCUGAUAAAGAAGCUGAAUAGAUUGGGGGAGUAUGCGAAUUUGGCGAGAUAUCCCCCGUUUUCCGAGAAGAAGCUGAAUUUUAUUACUGCGGCGGUUAAGAAGAGGCCGUCGCUUCCCGGUUUGGGGUGUCUGUCGAAGUUUGUGAUAUUCGGAUUGGGUAUCGGUGCUGCUUUUUUAGGGCAAUUUCUAGUCAUGUAUAUGGAGAAACGUAAAUAAGACUGAAGCACAAUUUAUAUUUUUUAUGCUAAAAUUGUAUAUACAAGUUUUGGAGUGAGAGAACAAUAAAAUUAUAAAAUGUUGUAAAAUUGAUGCGUUCUGCGAA
Messenger RNA from Phaedon cochleariae (mustard beetle), 1841 nucleotides. The record is from the annotation of a GenBank genome assembly. Lineage: Eukaryota; Metazoa; Arthropoda; Insecta; Coleoptera; Chrysomelidae.